AUGCCAGCCACAGACCCCAACGAAUGCACAAUCACGGCCAGUAAGAACAAGCUGGCCAAUAUUAUUGUAUAUGGCCAGUUGAAGACGAACGAACUUGUCAAGGAUCUAGGAGGACAACUACCUAACAAUGCAAAACAGCUGGCAAGGGAGCUGAUUGCGGCUGCUGCAAGAACUUUGCGACCAGAUACGACCACUGAGUUGGUCAGGGAUAUUUUACACUACCGGUCGAGGAAGGUCAGAUGCAUGUACAAGGAGUAUAAAAGGUGGGUUACGAAUUAUUACUAUAGCAGAUCCGAUAAUUAGGUCUAGAACAGUAUAAGAGUAAUGCUAGUGUACAGAAGUACGGAAAGGGCUGGGGUACUGUAGGGCUUGUGGUACGGUUGGGCUUAGGGUACGGUAGGGCUUAGGAUACAGUAUGGCAUAAGGUGCGGUAUGGCUUUGUGUACAAUAAGGCUUAGAAUGUGAUGGGGCCUAGGAUACGGUAUGGCAUAAGGUACGGUAUGGCUUAGUGUACGGUAGGGCCUAGGCACAUUAAAGCCUAGGGUACGGUAGGACCUAGGGUACGGUAGGGCCUAGGGUACGGUAGGGCCUAGGGUACGGUAGGGCCUAGGGUACGGUAGGGUCUAGGGUAUGGUAGGGUCUAGGGUACGGCAGGGCCUAGGGCUUGGUAGGGCUUAGGGUACGGUAGGGCUUAGGGUACGGUAGGGCCUAGGCUACGGUGGGCCUAAGGUACGACAGGGCUACAAUAGACCGUAGUGCAUUUUUGAAAUUGUCAAAUUGUAAAACUAACUUUUCAGUGGAAAGUGCGGAGAACAGUCUCUAGAACAACGUCUUAUAGAAUGUGAAAAAGCCUUGCUGAACACACUAGAACCUGAUGCCAAUGUUCACAAUGACUUCAUGAGAGCUCCAGAUAUUCAUCCAAACGUACUCGAAGUGCUGAGUCAUAUGCAAGAUUACAUUGUUGAUGCUGGUUUUCGACAAGCCGUCAUGUCAUCACUACCUGCACAGCCCAUUGAAAGAAGUGACAUCAAGUCAGAACGGUCGGAAGAUGGUCAUGACAAUAAAGAUGCUGAAAGCGAUGGAGAUUCUGUUCGUAAGUUUUUGAAAGUUCAAUAGUUUUCUUUUUAAAUUGAAACUUCUUUUGGUAGGGAAGUUAAGUAAAAAAAGUAAAGAAAUUUAGACUUAGAAAAUAUUGCUGGGGACGUUACUACAAAUUUUUCUUUGGGAAGGGAAAGUCGGAAGCCAAAAACAUUUUUUAAGGCUUGUUAAGUCUAAAACUAAGGCUACGGCUAAGGCUUUAUUUUAGGCUUAAGUUCAGGCUCAGACUUAAGAUCAAGUUCAGGUUUUGGGCUCUAGGCUCUAAGUUCAGGAUUUAGGCUCAGGCUUUAGGCCCAGACUUAAGAUCAAGUUCAGCCUCUAGGCUCUAGGGUCUAGACUCUAGGCUCUAAGCUUUAGGCUCUAGGCUCUCAUCUCUAGGCUCAGGGCUCUAGGUCUAUCUCUAGGCUCUGGGCGCUAGGCUUUAGGCUAACGCUCAUGCUCAACUUCCAUGCUCAGGCUUUAGGCUCAGUCUUAAGCUCAAGCUCCCAUUGUAGGCUCAGGCUCAGAUUAAAGCUAGGGUAAAGCUAAAGUUAUAUCUAAACCUAAUUUUUUUUGGGCUUGGGAUAGCUAUAAACAUUAUUUGCAAUACUUACAAUACAGUAACUAAACUUUCGAAUUUUCAUUUAAAACACCCAAGUAAAUAAGGCUGGGAAUAGUCUAUUCGAAUUCCCAAAAUAGCCGCGCUCUUAACAUUUGGCGCUAUUUACGGUUCAGAAAACUGCUUCCUCCGCCCGCUUUUUUCAUGUUUUUCGUCACGCUCAACGUCAUUUCAGCGGGUUGACGCCGCGGCCCUUUUUUAUUCUAAUUUCGGUUUUUUUCACGACGUGUUUUCCGAUUCACGAAUCUUUGACUUUAGGGGGUUUGAACUCUUGUUUUUUCGUUGUGACAUUUGAAAAAUUUUUCGAAAUUCUGAAUUUUUUUAGAUUUAAAUUUUAAAUAUUUACUGGGGGUAAAAUAAGGAAGGAGGGUACGGAUUGUAGGGUAGGAAAAAUACGGAAGGGAAGAUACGGUAAAGUAGGGUAGAGUUAGAAGUGAGAAACGGUCUAGGCUUACUUUUGAGGGCGUGAGGCCAUAUGCUCAGUGUUUAGCCGCGUCCCGUUUUUAUUUUUUUCUCAGUUUGGCACGGCCCGGUUAAAAAAUUUCUAGGCUUGGCUUGGCCCGUUAAAAAAUUAAAAAAUGCAAAAAAAAAUUUUUUUUUGAAAAAUUUAGAACUAUAAAAUUUUUUUUUGAAAUUUUUUGGGCCCGGUCUUACUUUUGAAGCCUGCUCAGUGUAAACUUUAGCUCAAGGCUGGCCCAGCUUACUUAGCCUGUUUUGCACCCUUAGGUGUUAGGUAAGAAGGAAAGGGUAGGGUAGACUAGAGUAGGGUAGGGUAGGGUAGGGUAGGGUAGAGCACUUUUUAUAGGCUUUUGCAUGAUUUAAAGACUGUUAAGAUCAAUUUUUCAUUCUUGAUCAAUAGCAAAUCUUACAAAAUGUUAAUCAUGACUCCCGACCCCUUUCUGCAGCUUUUUUUCCUCUUAAAAUUUCUUCCAAAAACCCUCUUUCAAUAAUUGUUAUCAAAAUUCCGAAACGAUCACUUGGAAAAAUGACAUCAAUCGUUUCGAAAAAAUGAUGAAAUGUUUCCACCAAGAAAUUUUUUUGUUCCGCGGCCCAAAAAAAAGCCGAAAGGGAGCUUUAAAAUAGGCCACGUUUUGUGUUCCCGAAAAUACUUCUUUAUGUGCACGGUUUUAUGACCGCGAUAAAACAUUCGUUUUUUGCUGUGUUUUUGAACGAAAAAAUUUCUGAAAAAGGUUUUUCUUUUCAUUUUUUAGUCUUUUGCAAUUUAUUCAAACGAAUGCUGUGGGUGGCUGGAGUUUGGGUGGUUUUGGUAAUAAUACAGUAGGUUUUAGUGAGGAAGUUAAACAGUGCUGGGCUAUCUUUUUAUAUUAUGAGGGUCGGGAAAGGAGAGGAAAGGUAGGGUAGGGCAUGACAGGGUAGGACAUGACAGAGUAGAAUAGGGCAGGGUAUUAGAGGAGCGGAGGAAAGAAAGUGGUAGGAUAGGGUUUGAUUGAGUUAGGUUUGGUAGGGCAGGGUAAGAUAAGGUAGGGCAAGAUAAUUAAAAUGUGAAAAAAUUGAAAUUUAUCAUUGAAUUGGAAUUUUUGCUCUAUUUUCGAAAAGACAUUACUUUUUAAAUAGUUUUUUGAGCUCAAAGUUAAAAAGAAAAAAAUCAUUAGCAUGUCUUUUCGCUAUCAUUAUUUAAAGUUUUCCUAGGGGUGCUUUUUUAAAAGAGUACUAAGAAUUAUCAGAAAUGUUUAUUUUUAAGUUUUAUAGAUGUCGUUUAUUCUACCUAUAAAACUUUUUAUUGCCAUCAUAUUUCCUGUUUGCAUUGUACAUCAAUUUGUUCUUGAACCUUCCGUUUACACUCUUUAUUCUACGUUUUCUCCUAAUUUUUACCCCGCCCUUCGUUUUACCUUUUACCCUAGCCCUUACUGUAUCUUUUACUUUACCUUUCACUCUACCUGAACCGUACUCUUUUCCCUGCUUUUCAUCUCAACUUGCACUGCUUUUCUCUAUACUUUUGAUCUUACCUUUUACUCUACUCUUCACCCUACCUUUCACUUUACUCUUCACCCUACCCUUUACUCUACCCUUUACCAUACCAUUCAUCCUACCCUUCACCCUACCCUUCACCCUACUUUUAACCCUACCCUUCACCCUGCCUUUCACCCUACCCUUCACCCUACCCUUAACCCUACCCUUCACCCUGCCCUUCACCCUACCCUUCACCCUACCUUUCACUUUACUAUUCACCCUACCCUUCACCCAACCCUUCACCCUACUCUUUACCUUACCCUUUACCCUACUCUUCACCCUACAGUUUACUUUAUCUUUCACCCUGUCUUUUACCCUACCCUUAAAUAUACCCUUCACCCUCCCCUUCUUAUCCCGCCAUCCUCCUUCUUCCUACCCCCAGCCCAAUUAUGUAUAGUCUGGAAUUGUUAUUGCCGUAGCGGUGAAAAUUUCGAGAAAAGCAUUUUGCAAAAAGCAUGUAAAAGACAAAAAAAAACACUUUGGUUUCCAUCAAAAGAAGAAAGAAAUUUUUGAAAGAAUUUUUUUCGAAUCGGCCCGGAGGAGAAGAAGGCGGCUUCUCUUCCUUCUUACACUACUUUCUUUUCGAAAAAACACUACGAAAACAAGACCAUUCCCAUUUUCAGCGGGUUUUUCUCAACUUUGCUGCAGUUUCGUCGCCGAAUAGAUUUAUAUUUGUCGUCUGCAAAAAUUGCGUUUUUAUCGUGGUUUUGCGAUGGAAUUGGGUUAGAAAAGGUUGGGGGAUUUUGGGGUAGAUUUUGGGGAUUUUUAGGGUGACUUUAGGGUAGAAACUUUGAUAAUUCUAGAACAAAUUCUGAUUGUGGUAUGCGCUGGUAUGGAAGGUAAAGGGUAGGAUGAAAGGUGUGAUAUAGAGUGGGUAAACGGCAUGGUGAAGUGUAGUAUAAGCGAUAGGAUAAAAGGCAGGGUCAAGUGUAGAACAAAGAGUAGAGUACAGAGUAGGGUGAAAGUUAGGGUAAAAAGUAGGGUAAAUGACAGGGUAAGGGGCAGUGUAAAAGGAUAGAGCAAAGGACAGGGCAAAAAGUGUAAUGAAGGGGUAGGGGCAGGGUAAAUUUAAACCCAACUUAAUGGGUAGGGUAAAGAUAAAAUACGGUGAAACUAGUACUAUUUUACUUUUUUGAAACACAUCUUCGAGUUGGUGGUUAUACAGGCGUUUCACUAUAGUUUAAUACGAUUUUGAAGUACAUUUUCAUCGCAAUUUAGCCUGAAGCAAAGUUGAAAACUUUAGAUACUAAUAUGACUUUUAAAGUCAAUUAAGUCAGUUUGGAAUUUGCAAGACUAUCUUUUUUAUUAAUGGGCGGGGACGGCGUGUUAAAGCUUGCAAUUUUAUUAGGUACCGACAUAAAGAACCCGCCAUUCUUUACAGGAAACUAAAGGAAAAGUACGGCGGGUUCUUUAUGUUGGCACCUAUUAUGAUGAAAUCAGUCUUAACAUUUUUGAUUUUAAAAAUUGAGCAUAGUGUUUUAUUCUUAUGUAUAUUACAUGAGAAAGUUAAAAUGUUAAUGUUUUCAACACUUUUAAUUUUUAUGCUAUUUAUCACGUUUUUGUGCUUCCAAAAAGUCUAAAAAUGACAAAUUUGCACCUGUUCUGCUUUUUUGAACCGAAGUUAGGUAUUAUAGACAGACAUAAUUAAAAAAUUUUUUUCUUAUAAUAUUUUUAAAAAGGCGUUUUUUGCUCUAUCAUUUCUUCUGCCCUAGCUCUACCUUAACAUUGCUUGACUUGAGCUAUAUUUGAAGUCUGACCAGGCCUAAUUUUAUUUUACUCCAUCCUUUACCUGACUUUGCUCUACCUACCUUUACUCAAACUUUUUUCUGCACUAGCUCUAGCUUAAUUUUGCCAUACCCAGUUCUAUCCUAAAUGUUCCAUACACAGCCCAACUUUAAGUUUACCUUACCUCCUUCUUUACCUAACUUUGCUCUACUUCUGUCUUACCCUAUUUUUUACCUACUCUUGAACUAGUCUACCAUACCUUGCCUUACCCUAUCUCUCUGUUCCUACUUUUGCCACGUAGUAAUACAAAGUUGAAAGAGAUAUCAUGGACGCAUCACGUAGUUUUACAUUCUUGAAGCCCGCAUAUUUAAUGGCCAAUAUGAAUUUUUUAUAAUUCUUCUAGUCGUCCAACCACUUUUGGGCAAAAAGAAUUUGAAAAUUUAAUUGACUUCAUAAAAUUUAUUUAUUAUUCGUUUGUCGUUACUUUUUUUAAAGAAUUUUAAUGAAGAAACGUCAAGAUAUGAAGGAUAAGGUAGGGUAGAGUAGGGUAGGGUAAUACAGGGUAUGGCAGAGCAAAAAAAAGUUUUCAUCAUGGGCGGGUUAAAAUAUUUUUUUAAAAUUUUUGCGGGUGGUUUUUAAAUUUUUUUAAAUGAUUGCUGAAGGGGUGCUUUUUAAUUUUUUUGCCGAUGGCGGGGUAUUUUUCGCUAUAAUUUUAAAAUUAUUCUUAAUGCCACUCCUUUUCAGACGCGUCCUCCUCAUCCUACGAAGACCAAGCCCCAGCCACCGUAUCAUCGGCCACCAACUCCACCGCCUCUGCCAUUGAUACUCACACCUUUGCACAAGCACCACAGGUACCACUGAAUGCGGAGAGCCUGAUGAGCCAGCAAGUGGUGCGUGAAGUGGUGCAUCGCGACGUAAAAAUUAACGGAUUAUCGAAUGGCACGAAUGGGCUGACAACCGCCGCCAGUCGUAAACGAAAACAUGAGGAGAGUCAGUUGGAGUUGAUCGAAAUGAAAAAGGAUCUUUUGAGGGUAGGUUUUUAAGUUUUAUAUUUCUCUGCCUUUGCUUACCCUACCCUACUCUAUCCUACCCUACCCUACCCUACCCUACGGUACCCUACCCUACCCUAUCCUACCCUCCUACCCUACCCUACUUGCCUUUUAUACUAAUUAUCAUUCUUUAUUUUACAUCUCAUUCUACAUGUUUUGUACUUUAUAUCUUACUUUUUAUUCUUUAUCUUCUUCUAACCUUUAUACUAAACCUUAUUGUACAUUAUGUAGUCUUUAUUCUACCUCUUCUUCUGCAUAUUCUUCUGUUAUUUCUUCUGCUUCUUUUCUUCUUCUUUUUCUUUUAGUCUUUAAUUUCUUUUUCGAUAAUAGUUUGUUGUUGACUAUUUGUUAUAAUUUUUAUUCUGCAUCUUAUGGUACUGCUUGUGCUUUCUAUUCUAUUUAUUAUUCUACAUUUCAUUCUGCUUUAUCUUUUGUUUUAUUUUUUAAUUUUUAUAGCUUUUUUAAGCUUAUAAAGAUCAAAUUUUAAGUUCAUUUUACACUGUCUUAUAUUACUUUAACAAUCUAUAAUAAACGUUUAACCGUAUUUUACUUUAACCAUCUCUAAAUUUCAGCUACAACAAGCCGCCUUUGAGAAGCAGAUUCAAAUGUUUGACGAAAUGGUCGGUACGCUACGAGAAAUGCGUCGACUAUUAGAAUAUCAAAAGCCUUUGGCUCCACUACAACUUCCCACGUUGAAUCAGAAUCCGCCCACAACUUCAGCAACAUCACCACUGCUUGGUCGCGACCAGACUGGUCUUCAUCACUUAGCUUAUCCUUUAUUAAGUCAACUACCACAGAGUGUUGUCAACUCAUUGGCCUUUUUGCAGGCUCAGGGCAAUGGUAAUGCUCAGCCGUUACUGUAA
Messenger RNA from Bursaphelenchus okinawaensis, 7304 nucleotides. The record is from the annotation of a GenBank genome assembly. Lineage: Eukaryota; Metazoa; Nematoda; Chromadorea; Rhabditida; Aphelenchoididae.